CGAGCCAACUGCUUCGUCAAAGCCUUCCGUUAAAUUCUCUCUGUAGCUUUGAGAGAGAUUUCGUGCAGAAGAUAUUCGUCUUCAGUCGUUCCGAGUGGUUCUCGCCGCAGGCUCGUUUGCUUUCAAAAUGAACGCUGCGCACCAUUUGACGGAGGAGCAAGCGGCCAAGCGCCGGAAGCUCCAAAAGUCUUUGACCGAAGACGUCACCGACAAGAUCUUGCGCAACCCAGUCUUAUCCUGGAUCGUGCCAGAGAAGGCGGUAUUCAUAUUUUUUCUAAACCAGUAGAGACCUGGGGAGAAGCUUUUACUUUUUUGCUGUAGAGUUCAAAUAGCGUUGUAGUUGCAUUGAUUUCUUUCUUUCCUCAAUCCUUUCCGUCAUAAAAUCAGUAGAGCUUUCUUCUUGGGUACUUGGUAUUUAUCCAAGCCAGUUGCUGUCUGUCUUCUCGACGAAUCGCUUCUCUUUUCACAGGAGCACCUCAACGUGACGAACGCUCUGAAGCGUGUGGUGAAGGUCCACAAGUACCGUCAGUCGACUAUUGUAGCCUCGAUCGAGGGAAUCGCGAAUGGCAGCAUCCACAUGGACGAUAUGAGCGAGGACGAGAAGACCAUUAGGUCCGCUUUUCUCAAGCUCGGAGCAUUGAUGUUGAUGAUGCUCGGUGAGAGCGAGACCCGCAAGAUGGUGACCUGCGUGGUUCGCUGGAAGGAUACGAUUGCGGCUUCUACCUGGCAACGCAUUCACGUACUUUUCUCUCAUUUCUUGACUCUCGUAUUGGUUUUAAUAGGACGAGUGGACUCCUGGUUGUAGUGUUCUUCAACAUUGUGCAACAGUCUCGCGGUCGUAUAUCCUAAACAAAGGCCAGAGAUUAUUUUCGUCAUAUCGCAAAACAUAGUCACCAUGGAAAUCGUUUUCUUUUCUUCUUUCAUCAUUUACCCUGCGCACACUCGUCACGACAGACUUUGCUUCGCCGUAAAUGCGACCUCCUGACGUCCGCGCAGCAGGCUUUUGCGACGAUUGAGGAACUGCAAAAGGUGGCUAAGAACCACCCCGACCAGCUGAACGAGUGUGAAUAUCAUGCAGUGGUGGCAUACUGCAAAGGGGUGGUUCGUGACCGAAAGAGCGAGUCUGUGGAGUUGAGGAACAAAACGCCAGUGAUGAUCGCAGACUGGUUCAGAUUUCUCAUGCAAUUGCUUAUGAUAGUACUUGCGUGCUGGAGACCUCGGGCUAUCUUUUUGCACAACUAAGUCGGUCAAAGUUGUAGGCUUUUCUCUAGGAGUUCAAAAUGCUUAGAGAUUGAUCAGCUUAAAUCAACGCAAUCGAUUGCAAACACCGACCAUCGGGCAGAGUUCUUCACGUUUCUCUGAAUUGUCAACACAGGAACGAGAAGCACCAAUCGAUCUUCGGGGGAACCUUUCCGACUCUUCUGAAAUUCAGAGACGAGAUCAACAACUGUGUGACCAUGUCCAUUACGUACGACGACUUGAUUGGGCGCUUGCGCCAGCAAGGCAACGGCCCAAUUCGCGACAAUGCGCCAGAAAACAACUCCGCGUGGUACAUCUGGUCGAAAACCGUGAAGGUACUAGCUUUUCUGUCUAUUUUUUCGGAUGAUCUUGAAAAUUCAAGUCGUUGCUUCUUUCUUCGCCUCAUGUUCUACUCGAUUAUCACAGAUGCUGGAGGAUGCGCAGCUUGAAGUUGUGGCGCAGGCUUUCAAACGCGCGUUCUUGUGCUUGUUCAACACCACGAACGACCCGGGCCUUCACCCGGCCACUCUGUCAACCUAUGCCGCUAAGCUGAAACCGGUCUACGACAAGCAGCUGAUGUGCGACUGCUUCGAGGCGCUGAGUCGCAACGUCACCGACUUGGCUACCUGGGUACUUUCUAGAGCUUACACCUGUUUCGGUAAUGUUCGUCUAGAGGGUUUCGAGGUUUGAAGAUUUUCUUGCAAUUUUAGCAACAGAACCUCAAAAAUUGAUGCUGUUUGUCACAAGAAUCUUGGUAGUUUUCGCCAUGGAGAUGAGAGAGAUACACCUUCAGUCAUUUCCUCACUUCUUUGCACAUUGCUGUGCUGUAGUUUUCUCCUACCCUUUCUCCAGGUGGACGACGGCAUGCGCAACGGUCUCUGUCGUGUUUGCGAGUAUUUUACCGAUGAAAACGUGGCAAUCCCGGUGCAGAUUCGUGUCAUGCGUACUACCAUGGAGAACGUUCGUGUCGCCUAUCAGCAGGGAGGUCACACGAGCAAGAAGGGCACGUCCUUCUUGAAGGACCACGCUUCUCAGCCGUUUAUCGCGCUAGUGAAGGCGCAGAUGCAGUCGGAGGCAGUACGCGAGCACAACGAGACGGUUGACGCGCUUGCCAUCUUGGCCGAAUACCUCAAUGAUGAGCAUGCGAGUCCCUUCAACGCUCCCGCGGUGACCCAUUGGAAGGCCAAAUUCAAGGUCACUCAGCCGAAGACCUGCGUCGAACGCAUCAACACUCUGGUGCACUUCUUGGAGAAGUUCACAGGCGGCGCUCCCAUCGGUGAUCAAGAUCCAGCGAAAGCCUGCGGAUACCGCGAUGACAUCGAGCCACUCCUCAGGGAGCACUCUUUGUUGGACGGACCUUUGAGAGCCUUUCUCAAAGCGUGGGUCACGAGCCGCGACAGAGUUGCUGUCAACGUCUGCGAGAACGCUAUCGCUACUGGUAUGAAGAUACUUAGUCUAAUCGUUGUAGUCAUAAGUCUCCGGGUACUAGAGUUCCUGUCAUGACCAAGCAAGUAUCUUCGUGUCUACUACUGGGCUUGCUUAUUAACCUCUGGUCGACCAUUCUUUUCCAGGUACCAAAGCUGACGCCGAAAUCGGAUUCGCUGCCCUCUCGGAUACUUGGCAUGACCUUGCCCCUCAAGUCCAAAACGAUUUUGCAACUCGAAUCGCCAAGAUGGGAGCUGCGCAAGCCCAACAAGGUCCCCCGCAGGUCGCUGCAGCAGACAACAGCUUCUAACGGUGAAGGUUGGCCGUCGAGGUGGUAGCAGAAGAGUGAAACAAAAUGAGACUGAGUCUUCGCGCAACAAGUAGCGAAGCGUUCACUUUUCGGGGUGGUUGCUUACAAGUAGAUAGAGCUUCAAGCUGCUUUUUCUCGUAAGUAUCAACAAUUCACACAAAUGCUUGACUUCUCGUUGCUGCAGGAUGGGGCAGCGUUUGUUAUCCCAUUCAGAGUCGACUUCAUGCUUAUGAAAUUACUGAUUUGAGUCCUCGCUUUCAAUAGUCAUCGCGAUCUGUUGUAGUUGGGAUUUCACUUGUCUGGUCUUGAUCAAUGAACGAGCAACUAUUUUCAACGUGAAAACUCAUGCACUGAGGACCGAGCAAGUUUUAUAUCUAUGAGUACGUGAGUUAUAAUUUCAGUCGCUUAAUUUUGUAGCGGUACAGGUAGAGCUUCACCAUCAAAGCAAACUAAUGCGAGAAGUAUGAACCUAAGACCCGCCACACUUGAAGGAAUGACUUUUAGUCUAUAUGAGGAAAAAGCAGCGAAAGAACGACCUGAAUUGAAGAAAUAAAUCCAAGCCCUAUAUGUUAAAUUUCUACACCUUCAGUAUUGUUUUGAGUGAUUCCCUAGUCCUUGUUUCUGCUGUUGCUAUCGUUUCGGUGCAUCUUCGAGAGUCCGCUAAUGUACAGUCUGAUAACAUGGUCGCACCGUUUACGCUCAUCGUCAUGUUUGAAAGGUGGAUAGAUAUAGCAGAAGGGUCAUGAAUUUUCUACAUAAUAACGAACUGCUAACAGAUGACAGAACUACCUUGGUUGAUUAUGAAACGGACCUGAUUCCCCGGACCUUUGGGCGCUUGUUCUCUUCGAAUUCUAUUAGAUUUCGCGUGAUUCUUGUGUCUAAUGUUUCUACAUGAAUAUUCUUCAUUUAUAAAAAAUGGUGCUGCUAUCUCGAAUGAAGUGGUCUGCUCCUUCUUGAUAGAGAAUGUGAGUUGUCUAAUCGUAUAAGACUACCUGAGUGAUAUCGCCUCGGGCUUCGAAAAUGAACUAGCGGACUUAUCUGAUCGACCUCCCUUUCUUCCCUCUUCUUUCGUGAAGUUAUCAGAGAAUCAGAAUCUUUUGAGCUCCUAAACUACCUGGUCUAUCUUAUGCGCGCUUAUCUUCGGCUCUAGUAAAAAUGAUGAUGAUAGACUGAGACACUUCAACCAAUCCCCUCAAGUCCUGCGAUUGUUGCAGCCUGAUGAAGACAGGCGAUGAAUUCCAUCCAGAAAUCUGUGGCCGCACUAGAAACCUUGGGAUGCUUGUUGUCGUUUUCUUCAACAUCUGAAGCCACGCAGAAACCUUGCGAAUGAAAUGAAAAAAAUUCCCUGAAUAGAAAUACUCUCCUCUAUGUGAUGGAAGAGGAUAGGUCUCUCUGAGAUCAUCAAAGCAGGCAUGGCUUGCCUCAGAC
Amoebophrya sp. A25 is the source of this 4402-nucleotide messenger RNA. The record is from the annotation of a GenBank genome assembly. NCBI's taxonomy places the organism in Eukaryota, Dinophyceae, Syndiniales, Amoebophryaceae.